Molecule: messenger RNA, 1080 nt
Organism: Malassezia restricta
Lineage: Eukaryota; Fungi; Basidiomycota; Malasseziomycetes; Malasseziales; Malasseziaceae
Product: guanine nucleotide-binding protein G(i) subunit alpha
Exons: 1
Coding region: 1-1080 (359 amino acids)
Biological process (GO): adenylate cyclase-activating G protein-coupled receptor signaling pathway
Cellular component (GO): heterotrimeric G-protein complex
Molecular function (GO): GTP binding; G protein-coupled receptor binding; G-protein beta/gamma-subunit complex binding
Source: RefSeq, a predicted model, not a curated record
AUGGGUCUGUGUCGAUCGGCGCCCAUAAGCAACGAGGAGGACUGGGAUCCUCGGCAGCGCAGUGCGGAGAUUGACAAGCACAUAUCGGAGGUGAGUCGGCAUGAGUUUCGGGAGUACAAGCUGCUUCUGUUGGGCAGUGGGGAGUCGGGGAAGACGACGAUUGUCAAGCAGAUGAAGAUUAUCCACCAGAAUGGGUACUCGAAGCAGGAGCUGUACAUGUUCCGCCUGACGGUGAUCAAGAACUUGAUCGACUCGGUGCGUGCGAUUGCGUUGGCGCUUCGUCUGCUGGGCAUGGAGCCGGAGCGCUUGGAGAGUCGGGAGGCGGCUGAUGUGUUGACGCAGUAUGAGGUGCCUGCUGAUGCGAAUGCGUUUCUUCCGCCUGAGAUUGGCGAGCUGAUUCAGACGCUGUGGACGGACCCGAUCAUCCCGCGGUUGUUGGAGCGCCGGAGUGAGUUUUACAUGAUGGACAAUGCGGGCUAUUUUCUGGAUGCGGCGCCGCGCAUUGCCAUGGACUCGUAUAUUCCGACGCAGGAGGAUGUGCUGCAUGCGCGCUCGAAGACGGUGGGCAUUUCUGAGACGCGAUUCGAGAUGGGACGUGGCCUCGCGAUCCAUCUGGUCGAUGUGGGGGGACAGCGGUCGGAGCGGAACAAGUGGAUCCACUGCUUUGACGCGGUGACCUCGGUGAUCUUUUGCGUGGCUCUGAGCGAGUAUGACCAGGUGCUGUUGGAGGACAGCCAUCAGAAUCGCAUGGCUGAGAGCCUGGUGCUGUUUGAGAGUAUCAUCAACAGCCGCUGGUUCCAGCGGUCUUCGAUCAUUCUGUUUCUGAACAAAAUUGACAUUUUCAAGCAAAAGCUGGCGCGGCGCCCGCUGUCGGACUACUUUCCUGAGUAUACGGGGGGCGAUGAUGUGAACAAGGCUGCCAAGUACAUUCUCUGGCGCUUUAUGCAGGUCAAUCAUUCGAAGCUGUGCAUCUACCCGCACAUUACGCAAGCGACGGACACGACGAAUAUCAGGCUCGUGUUUGCUGCCGUGAAGGAGACGAUUUUGCAAAACUCGCUACGGGAGACGGGUUUUUUGUAG